Molecule: messenger RNA, 589 nt
Organism: Rhipicephalus sanguineus (brown dog tick)
Lineage: Eukaryota; Metazoa; Arthropoda; Arachnida; Ixodida; Ixodidae
Product: disintegrin and metalloproteinase domain-containing protein 10-like
Exons: 4
Coding region: 8-589 (193 amino acids)
Biological process (GO): Notch signaling pathway; membrane protein ectodomain proteolysis
Cellular component (GO): plasma membrane
Molecular function (GO): metalloendopeptidase activity
Source: RefSeq, a predicted model, not a curated record
ACAUAGGAUGAUCACCGGUGUGGCAGCGCAGUGCCCUGAACCGAGGCACAAGGCCAACUUGUCCGAGUGCAAUCGUGGCACACAGGUGUGCCUGUCGGGCCGUUGCGAAGGCUCCAUCUGCCAAAAGUAUGGCUACGAUGACUGCCAACGCAGUAGCACUGGGUCGUCGCUCAGUCCCACGGACAUGUGCCUCGUGGAUUGCCAGCGCGCCGGCACUGAGGGGCACUGCGUGGACACCUGCAACGAGCCCGCGCUCGCGUCCCUUUGCGGACGGAAACGCGAGCGCGGAGCUGCGUGCAACCAGAACCGCGGAUACUGCGACGUGUUUCACCGCUGUCGCACCGUCGACGAAGGAGGACCGCUAGCGCGCCUCGAACAGCUGCUCGUGCCCAACAGGCUGCGUGAGUGGUUCAAGCGUUACACGUGGCUGGUCGCGUUUCUUGGCGUGCUCUUCCUGAGCGGUGUGCUCCUGUUUAUUCGUUGCUGCGCCGUGCUAACGCCCACAAAUAACCCGGGCCUCCCGAAGGCUAGAACCUUAAGGGAGAGUGUGCAACGGCCGAUGGAGAUUUUCACGGCUGCUCCGACAUAA